CAUCACCAUCAUUCAUCACCGUCCUCAUCCUCAUCCUCAUCCUCUUCCUCUUCCUCCCCAUCCACACCCACAUCCACAAUACAAUCCCCAUCAUCAUCGUCAUAGCGCAAGUCUCAAAUUUUUAUCCGAUCAGCUCCAUCUACCGAUCGCCAGAUCGUGCCACUGACCGGAUCUCUGCAUAAUUCAAGCACAAAUAUUUACUCACAAUUCUACCCCACACCAGUACCUAAGCCUCCCGUACUCCGUAUACUUUUUCAAACUCCACAGAUCCCUCCCAAACUAUGACAACAUCGGUAUCACCACCAUUCCUCCCUCCCCUUCCACUCCCCUCCGGCAUAACCUCCCGCUUCAUAACCACACCCUCCCUGACAACCCACAUCCUCGAAGCUGGCCACCCACCACACAAUAACCACCAUGACCAUCCCCUCAUAGUCCUUCUCCACGGUUUUCCCGAAAUCGCCUUCUCCUGGCGGAAAGUCAUCCCCGAUCUUGCCGCGGCCGGCUACCACGUCGUGGCCCCCGACCAGCGGGGCUUCGGCCGCACGAGCGGUUGGGACACCCGCCCCUACGCCGAGGCGGACCUGCACACGUUCACCGUCUCCGCCCUCGUCCGCGACGUCGUCCUCCUCGUAUAUGCACUGGGGUACACCUCCGUCCACUGCGUGGUCGGGCACGAUUGCGGCGCCGUGACCGCCGCCAUGUGCGCCGUGGCCCGCCCGGAUCUCUUCCGCAGCGUUGUCCUUCUCAGUCACCCCUUCAAUGGCAUGCCGGCGCCGGCGAGUGUUGUUGCUACGUCUGUGGAUGGCCAGCAGCAGCAGCAGCAGCAGCAGCAGCAGCCAGCUGGCUCUUCUGCUGUCCCCCGAACCUCGACAGGCAACGAUCCCAACUCCAUCGCAGGAGACGAGGACGUGCACUCUGCCCUGCGGGAUCUGGGCCGCAAGCACUAUAAAUGGUAUUACUCGACUCCGUCGGCCAGCGCCGAUAUGCUCCACCCUCCCGGAGCGGAAGGGCUUCAUGGCUUCCUGCGGGGGUAUUUCCACCUCAAGAGUGGUCGCUGGACAGGGAAUAAGCCACGCACGUUGGCCGGCUGGACCGCUGACGAGCUCGCUAAGAUGCCGUACUACUAUGUCAUGCCAGCGGACGCGACGAUGCCGCAGGCGGUAGAGCUACACAUGCGCGAGGAGUCGGAGGAUGGGCUGCGGGCCUCUCGGGAGUGGCUGUCCGAUGAGGAUCUCGCGGUGUACGUCAGGGAGUACCAGCGGACGGGGUUCCAGGGGGGUCUAAACUGGUACCGGGUGCAGACAGCCAAAGGGAAGCAGUGCACCUGGGACUUGGAGGUGUUCAUGGGGAGAAAGAUCGACAUUCCCUGCACGUUUGUGUCGGGCAAGCUCGACUGGGGAAUCUACCAGCAGCCGGGCGCCUUGGAAAAGAUGGAAAAUGGAGAAGUGUGCAGUGACUUCCGCGAGAUGCGGUUAAUUGACGGGGUGGGACAUUGGGCGCCUCAGGAGAGUCCAGAGGAGGUAGUCCAGGCAAUUUUGAGCCUAGUCGGUAGUCUUUAAGUACUCGAUAGGGUAUCGUAGAGUAGAACUACCUGACAUGAUGCGGACCAUUCGCCUUCGGCAGCCGGCCUAAGGCGGACCACAUGCAUCCUUAUCUGCCUUGGCAAAUGCACACUCGGCCAGUCGGACAAGCUCGGUGGUAAAAUUACCCAAAAAGUGCGCGUGAAAGAUUACGCCGAGGGUGGGUGUUCGAAUUGGGACUUUCUUCAUCAGUUUGGGAACGCCCCGUAGGGUUUUCAUGAGGCCGGAUCCUAGGGGGUCCUUGAGGACAGCGCGAAACAGCGCGAGGACUGCAGUGACUGCGUAGAAUAUAACCACCC
Aspergillus japonicus CBS 114.51 is the source of this 1879-nucleotide messenger RNA. Its product is annotated as alpha/beta fold hydrolase. Lineage: Eukaryota; Fungi; Ascomycota; Eurotiomycetes; Eurotiales; Aspergillaceae. The record is from RefSeq and is a predicted model, not a curated record. Gene Ontology annotation, molecular function: hydrolase activity. The transcript has a single exon. The coding region runs from base 282 to 1559 and encodes 425 amino acids.